AUGGCACUAAGCAUGUCAAGUGCUGACUCGCAUACCGAUCUCUCGAAGUUUCGAUGUUUGUGUGGACUUUGUCAUGUAGUAACGGGCACACAAGCAUGUCUGGUUUGGUACGUAGCGUCAUCGGUGUUCUCGUUGAUUUUUGGCAUGCGCUCCACCCUCACAUGGCUCAUAGUGCCAAUUUGUGUUGUGAUUCUCGGAGUAUACGCUUUAAUCAGCAAACGACACAAAUACCUCUAUCCAUUUCUCAUCAUUACGAUUGUACAACAACUAGUGUGUAUGCUAAUGGCGACCAUUAUCCUGCUUUUCUCCCUCGUCUCAUUCGAGACUAUGCGUCAAAUUAUAGGUCACUCACUCGACUUUGAUGCUCCACCAUCUAGAAGCGUUGCGUUGGCUGUUAUCGGCGGAACUGUGGCUAUUUGUUUACUGUUGUCUUUCGUGCACAUCUGGCAAGCCGUCAUCAUCUACAGGUGUUUGGAGUACUACGAAGAAGUAUACGGUCAAGUGGACGAGCUCUGGUCACAAGGAGAUACGACAACAAUCCUCGAGUCGCGCAUCGACAUCAACGACCGAUGUCACGGCGGCAGGCCGUUCGAAGUGCAAGUUCACUGA
Messenger RNA from Necator americanus (New World hookworm), 609 nucleotides. RefSeq lists its product as uncharacterized. Gene Ontology annotation, cellular component: lysosomal membrane. The record is from RefSeq and is a predicted model, not a curated record. The coding region runs from base 1 to 609 and encodes 202 amino acids. NCBI's taxonomy places the organism in Eukaryota, Metazoa, Nematoda, Chromadorea, Rhabditida, Ancylostomatidae. The transcript is spliced from 5 exons.